Molecule: messenger RNA, 942 nt
Organism: Arachis ipaensis
Lineage: Eukaryota; Viridiplantae; Streptophyta; Magnoliopsida; Fabales; Fabaceae
Molecular function (GO): nucleic acid binding; zinc ion binding
Source: RefSeq, a predicted model, not a curated record
AUGGCGGCAAUGGUGAAUCUUGCGAACACCAUGGAGGCGAAUGCUGCUGUGACUCUACAAGCUGCGCAGAGGUUAGGCCAACCGGCGGAGAACAGAGACGAAAAUGGUGAUGACUUGCGAGGAACUCCGAUGACCCUAGCUAUGUUUCUGAAAGUUCACCCACCGACUUUCAGAGGAUCGACCAAUCCCAGGGAAGCUGAUAACAGGUUCCAAGCUAUGGAGUGCGCACUGCAAGCACAGCAUGUCCCGAACAACCAAUACGUGGAGUUUGCUGCUUAUCAGCUUCUGGAAGAGGCCCAACAUUGGUGGCAGGUAGAAUGCCGCUUCCUCCAACUUCAGAACGCCAAUGUUCUUUGGGAUGUAUUCCGGACGGUCUUCUACAAGAAGUACUUUCCUGAGUCUGCAAGGGAAGCGAAGGAGAUUGAACUUUUGCAACUGAAGCAAGCUUCUUUAUCUAUGGCGGACUACACCAGCCGAUUUGAGGAACUCUAUAGGUUCUCUAGGGUGUAUCAGGGUGCCCCGGAGACCUAUGAAAGUUGGAAGUGUGUCCAGUAUCAAAGGGGCUUGAAGGAUGACAUCAUGACUAUUGUGGCUCCUAUGGAGAUUCGGAUUUUCUCUGAUCUGGUGAACAAGGCAAGAGGGGUUGAGGAAUACGGAAAGACGGUAGCCUCGUCAAGGGACACUCAUGGAGAAAACACUAGUAGAGAACGCGAUAAUUACCUUGGGCCGAGGGGACAGAACUUCAAGAGAUAUGGUGAAGGGAAGAGGUCAAUAGCUUACUCCCCUGAUAUGAAAUGUCAGGAGUGUGGGAGUUACCAUCCGAAUAGGCCAUGCCAGUUGGGUAAGAAACUAUGUUACAAGUGUGGUUCACCGGGAUAUUUGGUUAGAGAUUGCCCAUACCGAGAAACACGUGGGGUGGAUAGAUCACAACAACAGGGUUGA